UGGGCGCGGGAUGGCGGCGCUGGGCGCGCUGGUGAAGAAGGCGUGGAGCGUGCGGCGCUUCGUGGUGCUGCUGUGCGCGCCGCUGGCGCUGCUGCCCGUCCUGCUCAGCCUCCCCCCCAAGGAAGGAAGAUGUCUCUAUGUGAUCCUGCUGAUGGCCCUGUACUGGUGCACGGAGGCGCUGCCCCUGGCUGUGACAGCUCUGCUGCCCAUCGUCCUCUUUCCCUUCCUGGGCAUCCUCCCAUCUAACAAAGUUUGCCCACAAUACUUUUUAGACACCAAUUUCCUCUUCCUCAGUGGUUUAAUCAUGGCCUCGGCCAUCGAGGAGUGGAAUUUACACCGCAGGAUUGCUCUCCGUGUCCUCAUGCUGGUGGGAGUGCAGCCAGCCAGACUAAUCUUAGGGAUGAUGUUGACAACGUCCUUCCUGUCCAUGUGGUUAAGUAACACUGCCUCCACUGCUAUGAUGCUUCCAAUUGCAAAUGCAAUUUUAAAAAGCCUCUUUGGGGAAAAAGACACAUCUAAGGAUAUGAACAGGGAAAAUGAAGAAAGCCAAGCAUGUUUACAGCAGAAUAAAAUUUACACUGUACCAACUGAGAUGCAGUUUCUGGCAAGUACUGAGGACAAAGAUCUGGCGGAGGAGAAGGAGCUUUCCAGUGAUGCUCUCUCAGACUUAAAGAAGGAGGAGGAGUACAAAACAAACAUAUGGAAAGGUUUCCUCAUCUCAAUCCCAUAUGCAGCCAGCAUUGGAGGUACAGCAACGCUGACAGGAACUGCACCAAACCUCAUCCUGCUGGGACAGCUGAAGAGUUAUUUUCCAGAAUGUGAUGUGGUGAACUUUGGUUCUUGGUUUAUGUUUGCAUUUCCUUUAAUGCUGAUUUUUCUUCUCAUGGGAUGGCUAUGGAUCUCCAUCCUGUAUGGAGGAAUUAACCUGAGGGGCUGGAAAACAAAAAAGUCAAAUAUAAGAGUGGAUGCAGAAGCCCGAGCCAAGGAGGUGAUAAAGGAGGACUAUCAGAAACUGGGUCCAACAAAGUUUGCAGAACAGGCAAUUUUCUUCUUCUUCUGCAUGUUUGCAAUCAUGCUGUUCUCCAGGGAUCCCAAAUUCAUUCCAGGUUGGGCCAGCUUGUUUGCACCAGGGUUUAUCUCAGAUGCAGUUACAGGAAUCACCAUUGUGAUUAUACUGUUCUUCUUCCCUUCACAAAAACCUUCCUUCAGGUGGUGGUUUGACUUGAAAGCACCAAACACAGAGACCCAGCCCUUGCUGACUUGGAGGAAGGCCCAGGAGACCGUGCCCUGGAACAUCAUCCUGCUGCUUGGAGGAGGCUUUGCCAUGGCCAAGGGCUGUGAGGAGUCUGGCUUGUCAGUGUGGAUAGGAGGCCGUCUGCAUCCCCUGGAGGGUGUGCCACCUCCCGUUGCUGUCAUCCUCAUCACCGUUGUCAUCGCCUUGUUCACGGAGUUUGCCAGCAACACUGCCACUAUCAUCAUCUUCCUGCCCAUCUUGGCAGAGCUGGCCAUCCGUCUGAAAGUAAAUCCCCUCUAUUUAAUGAUACCAGGAACUAUAGGAUGCUCCUAUGCAUUCAUGUUGCCAGUCUCAACACCUCCCAAUUCAAUUGCAUUUUCCUCUGGACAUUUGAUGGUCAAGGAUAUGGCAAGAACUGGGUUGCUCAUGAACCUUAUGGGAGUUCUGCUUCUCAGCUUGGCUAUGAACACAUGGGCCAAGAGCAUCUUCCAGCUGGGGACCUUCCCUGCAUGGGCCAACAUCCAUGCAGAAAAUGCCACCUCACUUGUGACAGCUGUAGAAAAUGUCACUUUAAGUGCACUAAAUAAAAUAUGAACAAAGCCACCCCCGGGGAAGGACUCACUCACUUAGGACUGGGGCACUGGAAUCGUCAGAGUUUGCACAGGAGGAAAAGCCACGUGGCCACUCACACUGUGUGGGACCUUCUGGUUUAAUUUUGUUUUUAGAAAUUCUGGUCAGUGUCACAACAUCCAUUUGUUAUUUUCUCUGGAGAUCUUUCCCCACCUUUUGCAGGUACAAAUCCGACUCUCCCAGAGUCCUCCUGCCACAGGUGGUUGUUAACUGGACAACCUGUAAGCAUGGAGCAUCUUUGGGUAGAUGCCUGUCCCCCCAUGAGAGCUGAUGAGCCUUGCUGCUCCAGCUUCUGAUACCCUACCUUGUUUUGGAAAUCUGCCCUGGAAACAGGGUGGAGGAAACUGGAUUAUUUAUGUGCAAGUCAAUGUGAGUGAGUGUAUCAGAAUCUGGCCGGGGAGGAGGCGGCGUGGCCGGUGCUCCUGGCAGGGCGUUAGGCUGGGGUCUCACUGCCAUCUCAUGAGGAAUUCUCUUAUGGAGGAUGAAGAGUAUUUCUGCAGGUCUGUGUGUGAAGGGAUGACUCGGGAGAUGUGUCAGCAGGACUCGGUGCAUUGCUCCAUGCUUUGGAAACUGGAGGCCACAGUUUGUUUC
This is a messenger RNA of Ficedula albicollis (Collared flycatcher), 2455 nucleotides long. It is a transcript of the gene SLC13A3, whose product is annotated as solute carrier family 13 member 3. Gene Ontology annotation, biological process: citrate transport; monoatomic anion transmembrane transport. Bases 11 to 1828 code for a protein of 605 amino acids. Lineage: Eukaryota; Metazoa; Chordata; Aves; Passeriformes; Muscicapidae. The transcript has 13 exons. The record is from RefSeq and is a predicted model, not a curated record. Gene Ontology annotation, molecular function: sodium:dicarboxylate symporter activity; citrate transmembrane transporter activity; succinate transmembrane transporter activity. Gene Ontology annotation, cellular component: membrane.